Messenger RNA from Octodon degus (degu), 1879 nucleotides. RefSeq names its product G protein-coupled receptor 183 (gene Gpr183). Lineage: Eukaryota; Metazoa; Chordata; Mammalia; Rodentia; Octodontidae. Gene Ontology annotation, molecular function: oxysterol binding; G protein-coupled receptor activity. The record is from RefSeq and is a predicted model, not a curated record. Gene Ontology annotation, biological process: G protein-coupled receptor signaling pathway. Gene Ontology annotation, cellular component: membrane. The transcript has 2 exons. Bases 95 to 1168 code for a protein of 357 amino acids.
GCUCAACUGACUCCAGUCUGUGGAAAUACUAACUGCUGCUCACCGAGACGGACAAGCUGCUGCUAGACUCCGACCACCACCACUGGAUCUCGAAAUGGCGAACAAUUUCACUGCCCCCUCUCCAACUCCUCAGGGAAAUGGCUGCGACCUCUACAUGCACCACAGCACCGCCAGGAUACUCAUGCCUCUGCAUUACAGCCUCGUCUUCAUCAUUGGACUUGUGGGAAACAUGCUGGCCUUGGUUGUCAUCAUUCAAAACAGGAAAAAAAUCAACUCUACUACCCUUUAUUCAACGAAUUUGGUGAUUUCUGACAUCCUUUUCACCACUGCUUUGCCUACACGGAUAGCCUACUAUGCCCUGGGCUUUGACUGGAGACUGGGCGACGCCUUGUGCAGGAUAACUGCGCUUGUGUUCUACAUCAACACAUAUGCGGGAGUGAACUUCAUGACCUGCCUGAGCAUCGACCGCUUCUUUGCUGUGGUGCAUCCCCUACGCUAUAACAAGAUGAAAAGAGUCGAAUAUGCAAAAGGGGUUUGCAUAUUGGUCUGGCUCCUAGUAUUCGCUCAGACACUCCCACUGCUCAUUAACCCCAUGUCUAAGCAGGAGACGGAAAGGACUACAUGCAUGGAAUAUCCAAACUUUGAAAACAUAGAGUCACUACCCUGGAUUCUGCUCGGUGCGUGUCUCAUAGGGUAUGUGCUUCCACUCGUCAUCAUUCUCAUUUGCUAUUCUCAGAUCUGUUGCAAACUCUUUAGAACUGCCAAACAAAACCCUCUAAGUGAGAAAUCAGGUGUAAACAAAAAGGCCCUCAACACAAUUAUUUUCAUCAUUGUCGUAUUUGUUCUCUGCUUCACGCCUUACCAUGUUGCAAUUAUUCAACACAUGAUUAAGAAGCUUCACUUUCAUGAUGCCUUAGAAUGCAGCCAAAAAUACUCAUUCCAGCUUGCUCUGCACUUUACAGUAUGCCUGAUGAACUUCAACUGCUGCAUGGACCCUUUUAUAUAUUUCUUUGCAUGUAAAGGGUACAAGAGGAAGGUCAUGAAGAUGUUGAAACGUCAAGUCAGUGUAUCGCUUUCCAGUGCGGUGAGGUCAGCCCCCGAAGAAAACUCACGUGAGAUGACAGAGUCCCAGAUGAUGAUACAUUCCAAGACUUCAAAUGGAAAGUAACAAGGACUGUCUGGGACCCAAAGUGAACGGGAUGACCAACUCUGCUAGGACUUCUAAGGCAAAUGAUCACUCAACUUCUGACUGGGAUUCCUUUUAGUUCGUUUCACUGGACACUAUUUCCUGUGGUGAAAGUGGAAGUAAACUGAGUGAUAUGUCAGCCUGAGAGAACACAACACAAGUUCUAAUUCAUAAAUAAUAUAUCAACCAGGAAGGCCUUUUUCUUUUCUUUCUUUUUUAGUGGUACUGGUGACUGAACCCAGGGCCUUGCACUGAGCUACAUGCCCUCAUCCUUUUUUAUUUUUAUUUUCUCAAAUUUUGAGUCAGAGUUUCGCUAAGUCACCUAUGUCAGGUGAUCCUUCUGCCUUGGCCUCUCUGAGUGCUGGGAUUACAGUGCUGUUCUGCCAUGUCUAGCUAGGAAGCUGUCUUAAUAACUCAACAUAAAAGGAAAGGUUUGAGCUAAUAAAAACUCAAUCAUUUCCUGUCAAUAGUUUGGCACAGGAGAAAAGACUGGUUAGUGUAAAAAUGUUAAUACUGUACAGUAUUUUUGGUAAUGUAUUUCUUAAAUCUAUUAUCUUUUGUAUUUUAGAUUUUACCUCUCAGUAACAUUUUGCUUUGUUUUGUUUUGUUCUGAGUCAUAACUAUUUCACUGAACACUUUUGGAAUAAAGAGUAGGAUGCCAUGAAGUUAUGAGUUCGUCUGUCGAUGUUCACU